AUGAAUUGGUUCAAUUCGGUACUACUCGUUCUUGGAUUGUGGAUCCAGUUCGCUUUGGCGCAAGAUUUACAACAAAAUCUUCAAAGAAUAUCUGUCUACACAAAAGAAGUGAAAUCCCAUUCCAUAAAACCAUAUGGAACAUUAGUUUACAACAAAUCCAACAAAAGAGGCCAAUUUGAAAAGGCAGACACCGACAUAUCAAUAGAUGAAUCCCAGGACGUUUGUUUGGGCACAGAUGACUUGGCUGAACACGGCUGUUUUUCGUUUUUGAGCAAUGGAGCCGAUGCUGGUGGUUUGGAUUAUCAUGUCUACUUGGACGGUUCCGGUGAAAUCAACCAUAUAUCUGUUAGCAACAAUGUCAAGCAAAAUAGCUCAGUAGUGGUGCAUCCUGUGGUUGAAGCUCCGGCACCCAAUUUGAACCCCGAGUCAAGAAAGAAUGCUCCAAAGCAAAACCAACAGCAAGGUCCAAGAAAAGAAGUGGUGGUAAAGAAGAAGAAAGUCGUGAAUGUUGAUGAUGAAGGUAACGAAGUCGUUGAGGAAGUCGAAGAAGAAGUCGAGGUUGAAAUCGACGACAGAUCGUGGAUCCAAAAGAACUGGUUCUAUAUCGCACUUCCAUUGGUGUUCUUCUUGUUGAUGGGCGAGGAAAAGAAAGAGUAG
This is a messenger RNA of Scheffersomyces stipitis CBS 6054, 657 nucleotides long. RefSeq lists its product as uncharacterized. The transcript has a single exon. The record is from RefSeq and is a predicted model, not a curated record. NCBI's taxonomy places the organism in Eukaryota, Fungi, Ascomycota, Pichiomycetes, Serinales, Debaryomycetaceae. The coding region runs from base 1 to 657 and encodes 218 amino acids.